Messenger RNA from Vicia villosa (hairy vetch), 1818 nucleotides. Its product is annotated as exocyst complex component EXO70H1-like. Gene Ontology annotation, biological process: exocytosis. The record is from RefSeq and is a predicted model, not a curated record. Gene Ontology annotation, cellular component: exocyst. The transcript has a single exon. Lineage: Eukaryota; Viridiplantae; Streptophyta; Magnoliopsida; Fabales; Fabaceae. The coding region runs from base 1 to 1818 and encodes 605 amino acids. Gene Ontology annotation, molecular function: phosphatidylinositol-4,5-bisphosphate binding.
AUGAAAAUAUUUUGCUUGAAUCCUAAAACACCGUCGUUUUCAAUAUACCGAAACAGUUCACCAUCCUCAAUAUCAAGUUCAUCUACAACCACAACUCCUUCAAUCAGAAAAGCUACAGCACGCAUAGAAGCAGCAAAAGCGCUUAUAUCAAAAUGGAACUCCGAAACUUCAGAUUACGCCAAAGUAACUUCUCUCUUCUACGUCAACAAAGACGAAGCCAUUCAAUACAUUCAGUGUGUUAACCACCUUCAAAGAGCAAUGCAUUCGUUACUCAAACUAGAGCCAUUUUCGCAGAAACUCAUCCAUGCACAAAACCUAAUGCAAAUUGCCAUGAAGAGACUACAGAAAGAGUUCUACCAGAUAUUAUCCGCGAACCGGGCUCACCUUGAUCCCGAAUCCGUUGGAUCCUCCGACACUUCCUUCAGUUCUUACGACUAUGGAGGAGAGGAAAAAGAUACUGGAACUGCAGCGGAACGUAUCUCCGAAGUCGAACGUGUUUCUUGUGACAUGGUUGAUGAUUUGAGAAUUAUUGCUGAUUGUAUGGUUUCUAAUGGUUACGCAAAGGAAUGUGUAAAGGUUUAUACUAAAGUGAGAAAAUCAAUUAUUGAUGAAAGCAUUUAUAAACUCAACGUGGAGGAACGAAGCUUCUCGAAGGUGAAUAAGAUGGAUUGGAAAAUUCUUGAGAUGAAAAUCAAGAGUUGGUUAGAGGCGGUUAGGAUUUCAGUGAGAACACUCUUCAUCGGAGAGAGAAAUUUCUGCGAUGGGAUUUUCGCUUCUAGAUCCAUGAGAGAAGCUUGCUUUGGUGAGAUAUCGAGAGAUGGAGCUAUUCUUUUGUUCAGAUUUCCUGAACUCGUCACCAAAUCAAAGAAAUCAAUGCCAGAUAUGAUUUUCCUUGUGCUCGACAUGUACACUGCAAUCACCGUGUUGUUGCCGGAGAUUGAAUCGAUCUUCUUGUUUGAUUCAACCGCAGCUGUUAAAUCUCAAGCAUACAAUUCGCAACAACGACUCGCGGAGUCGGUAAGGAAGAUACUCUCAGAAUUCGAAUACACAAUGUUGAAGAACACUUCCAAAUUGACGGCGAAUCUCGGGGAAUUUCAUUCUCUGACGACUCGAACAAUGCAGUACCUCACUCGUCUUGCAGAUUACAAUCAUGUGCUCUCUGAAAUAUUCUUGGACAUUCGUCCGUCGUCGAUGACAUCUGCAUUGCCGGAAUCUUAUUCAUACAGUCUAGAAUUAUCCAACAACAUGACGGAUAUUUCAAUCGGAUUUUCAGUUCAAAUGACUCGGCUGAUUGAAGUUCUUCUUUCCGAAAUCGACAGAAAAUCAAAUCAAUGUAUGGAUCUAUCGUUGUGUUAUCUAUGUCUCGCAAACAAUCUCUGGCACGUCGUGGAAAAGAUACGUGCGACGAAUUUACAAGAUGUUCUGGGGGAUGAUUGGUUGUUGAGGCACAUAUCAAAGGUGAAAAGGUUGAUGGAGAACUACGAGAGGGUAGCGUGGGAUGAAGUUUUUUCCUCAUUGCCGGAAAAUCCAACAACAAUAUCAGUGGCGGAGGUGAGAGGGGUGUUUAUGAAAUUUAGUCUGGAAUUCGAGAGAGCUUAUCAGAAACAGAAUUCAUUUGUCGUGCCAGAAUCGGAAUUUCGCGAAGAUAUAAGAGCGUCUCUAGAGAGAAAACUAAUUCCGAUUUAUCGCGAGUUGUAUGAUACAUAUGGGAGGAUUAUGGCAGGAAGAUCACUUACUGAAAUGAAUGAAUGUGUUGUUUUUACGCCUGAAGAUGUUCAGAAAUUCCUGGGGAAUCUCUUCUCAUGUGGAAAAGUUUAG